This is a messenger RNA of Melitaea cinxia (Glanville fritillary), 879 nucleotides long. RefSeq names its product zinc finger protein OZF-like. Lineage: Eukaryota; Metazoa; Arthropoda; Insecta; Lepidoptera; Nymphalidae. The transcript has 3 exons. Gene Ontology annotation, biological process: regulation of transcription by RNA polymerase II. Gene Ontology annotation, molecular function: RNA polymerase II transcription regulatory region sequence-specific DNA binding; DNA-binding transcription factor activity, RNA polymerase II-specific. The record is from RefSeq and is a predicted model, not a curated record. Gene Ontology annotation, cellular component: nucleus. The coding region runs from base 7 to 879 and encodes 290 amino acids.
UAUAAAAUGGAAUUAAUAAAUUUAUUGAUUAAACCUGGAAAGCAUAAAAUUUGUUUGUUCUGUUUUAACAAAUGUGCCGAUUUUAUUAAUAUUUACGUUGAUAAGGAAAUCGAAGAAGACUUUCUAAAAGAAACUUUAAAUGUUGCAAAUAUGAUAAAAUAUUUAUUUCCGUCGUUCGAAUUAACUUUAACACAAAUAUGUUACACAUGUAAUGAACUUGUAACAAAAUGUUAUUUAAUAAUGAGAAGAAAUUACAAGAAAAAGGAAAUCCUUAAAAAUAUUAUUAACACUUUAAACAAGGAAUUGAAUGAAAACGAAAAAUUGGAUUUAGAAGACUUAAAAAAAGGUUUUCUAAAUGUAAAUCGACAAUGUCAAAAUUGCUUUAAAAUUUUCAAUAAUAUUAAAAAAUACAAAGCUCAUACAAAAACUCAUCGACGGAAACGUAAACUAAAAUAUUAUUAUUGUAACGAAUGCAAUUACAAAAGUCAAUGUAAAGAAUCUGUACAGGGUCACAAAAAUAAAUACCAUCUACAAACUCGAGCCUAUGUUUGUCAGACAUGUUUUAAAAGCUUUUACCAUAAGAGAAAUUUAGUUGAUCAUAUCCAACGACACGCAGACACACAAAAUGAUAUUUGUGAAAUAUGCGGUGAAAUGUUUCUUUACAAAAAUAAUUUACUGGAACAUUUGAAACUCCAUUCCGGUGAACGACCUUACGAAUGUGAUAUUUGUGGAAAGAAAUUUAUUACGUCUGGACGUAGAUUAGAACACAUAAAAAGGACACAUAUGGAGAAAACUAUAUGCUGCUUGUUCUGUGAUAAAAAGUUUAGUUUGAAUAAGGAAUUGACAAGGCAUAUGAAGAAUGUGCAUUCGUCAUUAUAA